AUGCUCCGCCGCCGCACGGGCAAGGACAAUGAUCCGACCUCCGACAAAGUCGACGGCUCCAAGGCUGAGGAAGAACGGCUGCGUGCGGAAGUCGAUGAUGCGAAAGUUAAGCAGGUCGUUAUAAAACCCCGGAGCAAACGUCGCAAUGGGUUUAUCUUCAUGCUGGGUGGCUUCUUUGGCAUCUUCAUCGCCUUGUUCUUCGCGAACCAGCAUGAGGUCAUUAGCCUGGAUUCUCUCAUGGACCUGAAUCUUGAAUCAUUGAUGGAUGUAAUCCCUCAAGGCAUUCUCAGCGACGUAAAAGAAUUCUCGCAACACGAACGCGAUACCGUCAGUUAUGAUUCUUUCUCUGUUGGACUGCACCUGCAAUCCCAGGGCAUCAAUGCCAAACAUCCUGUUGUCAUGAUCCCAGGAGUCAUCUCCACUGGCUUAGAAAGUUGGGGCACCGGGGAAACUUCGCGACAAUACUUCCGCCGGCGGUUAUGGGGCAGCUGGACCAUGAUGAGAGCGUUAGUUAUGGAUAAAGCCGAGUGGAAGAACCACGUCAUGCUCGAUCGGGACACGGGUCUUGACCCUCCUGGCAUUAAGCUCCGUGCCGCGCAGGGAUUCGAUGCCACGGAUUUCUUUAUCACGGGGUAUUGGAUUUGGAACAAGAUUUUGGAGAAUCUGGCUACCAUUGGCUAUGAUCCGACCAAUGCUUUCACAGCUGCGUACGACUGGCGACUCUCAUAUCCCAACCUUGAAGUUCGAGACAAGUAUUUCACUCGUCUCAAGUCCUACAUCGAGACAGCAGUCCAUUCGGAGGGCGAGAAAAUUACAUUGGCAUCGCACAGCAUGGGAUCCCAGGUGGUUCUAUAUUUCUUCAAGUGGGUAGAGAGCGAGGAACACGGAAAAGGCGGCAAAGACUGGGUCAAUAAGCAUAUUGACUCAUGGGUUAACAUUAGUGGUUGCAUGCUGGGCGCUGUCAAGGGGUUGUCCGCCGUUCUCUCCGGAGAAAUGCGGGAUACGGCGCAGCUGAACGCCUUUGCUGUGUACGGACUAGAAAAGUUCCUAUCCAAAGAAGAACGAGUGGAGAUUUUCCGUGCCAUGCCCGGUAUUUCCAGCAUGUUACCAAAGGGCGGCGAGGCUAUAUGGGGCAACUCAACCUGGGCACCAGAUGACCAACCCGGCCAACUCGCGACCUUCGGCAACCUGCUCAAUUUCCACGAGACCAACUCAUCUUGGACACGUCGCAACCUUACUGCGACGGACAGUCUGCAGUACCUCUUGGACCAGAGCGAGGACUGGUACCGCAACCAAGUUCUCAAUAGCUACUCGCAUGGUGUCGCACACACAAGACGCGAGGUCGAAGCCAACGAAAAGGAUCCGCGAAAAUGGCUUAAUCCCCUGGAGGCACGUCUGCCCCUUGCCCCAGACAUGAAGGUCUAUUGUUUCUAUGGCGUUGGCAAACCCACAGAGCGCAGCUACUUCUACCAAGAAGAAUCCGAUCCCAUGGUCAACCUCAACGUUAGCAUGGACACAACUGUCACCAACGGCGAGGGACUCGACCACGGCGUUUUGAUGGGCGAGGGCGACGGUACCGUGAACCUAAUUAGCACGGGCUACAUGUGCGCCAAAGGCUGGCGCAUGAAGCGUUACAAUCCAGCAGGUUCAAAGAUCAAGGUCUUUGAAAUGCCUCACGAGCCUGAGCGCUUCUCGCCCCGUGGUGGCCCUAACACCGGCGACCACGUCGACAUCCUAGGCCGCGCCUCCCUCAACGACCUUCUCCUCCGCGUCGCCGGCGGCAAAGGCGAUCUAAUCGAAGAGACAUUUGUCUCCAACAUCCGCGAGUACGCGGAUCGUGUACCAAUCUUUGACGACGAAUAG
This is a messenger RNA of Penicillium paradoxum, 1863 nucleotides long. Its product is annotated as phospholipid:diacylglycerol acyltransferase. NCBI's taxonomy places the organism in Eukaryota, Fungi, Ascomycota, Eurotiomycetes, Eurotiales, Aspergillaceae. Gene Ontology annotation, cellular component: cytoplasm; perinuclear endoplasmic reticulum. The coding region runs from base 1 to 1863 and encodes 620 amino acids. Gene Ontology annotation, molecular function: phospholipid:diacylglycerol acyltransferase activity. The record is from RefSeq and is a predicted model, not a curated record. The transcript is spliced from 3 exons. Gene Ontology annotation, biological process: lipid storage; triglyceride biosynthetic process.